Messenger RNA from Heterocephalus glaber (naked mole-rat), 1257 nucleotides. It is a transcript of the gene Pard6a, whose product is annotated as par-6 family cell polarity regulator alpha. Gene Ontology annotation, cellular component: apical plasma membrane; nucleus; cell cortex. Lineage: Eukaryota; Metazoa; Chordata; Mammalia; Rodentia; Bathyergidae. Gene Ontology annotation, molecular function: protein binding. The record is from RefSeq and is a predicted model, not a curated record. Gene Ontology annotation, biological process: establishment or maintenance of cell polarity; centrosome cycle; regulation of cellular localization.
GGGGCGGCGCGGGCGGGCCGGCCGGGCUGUGCACCUGCUCCUGGGCGGGCUGCUUGGGGCAGCGUCCUCAGCCCGCCCGGCCCCGCCAUGGCCAGGCCGCAGAGGACUCCGGCGCGCAGUCCUGACAGCAUCGUCGAGGUGAAGAGCAAAUUUGACGCCGAGUUCCGACGCUUCGCACUGCCCCGAGCUUCGGUGAGCGGCUUCCAGGAGUUCUCACGGUUGCUGCGAGCGGUGCACCAGAUCCAGGGCCUGGACGUGCUGCUUGGCUACACAGAUGCUCACGGCGACCUGCUGCCCCUCACCAACGAUGACAGUCUGCACCGGGCGCUGGCCAGUGGUCCCUCACCGCUGCGCCUACUGGUGCAGAAGCGGGCAGAAGCAGACUCCAGAAGCCUGGCUUUUGCCUCCAACUCUCUGCAGCGGCGCAAGAAAGGGCUCUUGCUGCGACCAGUGGCCCCACUGCGUACCCGGCCACCUCUGCUAAUUGGCCUGCCCCAAGAUUUUCGCCAGGUUUCCUCAGUGAUAGAUGUGGACCUACUACCUGAGACCCACCGACGAGUGCGGCUGCACAAGCAUGGUUCAGACCGCCCCCUGGGUUUCUACAUACGAGAUGGGAUGAGCGUCCGUGUGGCUCCCCAGGGCCUGGAGCGGGUUCCAGGCAUCUUCAUCUCCCGCCUGGUACGUGGGGGCCUGGCUGAGAGUACAGGGCUGCUGGCAGUCAGUGAUGAGAUCCUCGAGGUCAAUGGCAUUGAGGUGGCUGGGAAGACCUUGGAUCAAGUGACGGACAUGAUGGUUGCCAACAGCCAUAACCUCAUUGUCACUGUCAAGCCUGCCAACCAGCGCAAUAAUGUGGUUCGAGGGGCAUCUGGGCGUCUGACAGGGCCUCCCUCUGCAGGACCUGGGCCUACUGAGCCCGACAGUGAUGAUGAUGACAGCAGUGACCUGGUCCUUGACAACCGCCAGACUCCCUGUUACAAUGGGCUGUCUCAGGGUCCCCCAUGCUGGGACUUGCAUUCUGGGUGCCUACUUCCUGGUGCCCGCAGCUCUCUCCCCUCCCUGGAUGAUCAAGGACAGGCCAGCUCUGGCUGGGGGAGUGGCAUACGAGGAGAUGGUAGUGGCUUCAGCCUUUGACAGGCAAGGAUGCAACCCCUUGCCACUGGAGGCUGCUGGAACAUAGCAGGGACUUCCCAUUGGGAGGUUUUAGCUUGCUCACAGGCCCCUCUUAGCAUGGGAAACAUUAAAGAUUUUCUACCGUUA